Molecule: messenger RNA, 7425 nt
Organism: Talpa occidentalis (Iberian mole)
Lineage: Eukaryota; Metazoa; Chordata; Mammalia; Eulipotyphla; Talpidae
Gene: PLCXD3
Product: phosphatidylinositol specific phospholipase C X domain containing 3
Exons: 3
Coding region: 91-1056 (321 amino acids)
Biological process (GO): lipid metabolic process
Cellular component (GO): synapse
Molecular function (GO): phosphoric diester hydrolase activity
Source: RefSeq, a predicted model, not a curated record
CGGGGCUGGAGCAAACCCUGGCUUAGCGGCUGCAGCCAGCCAGCCUGCCCAGGAGCGCGGGGACCAGCGCGCGGCGCGGCGACCGGCACGAUGGCCUCGUCUCAGGGGAAGAACGAGCUGAAAUUCGCCGACUGGAUGGCAACUCUGCCCGAGAGCAUCCACAGCAUCCCCCUCACCAAUUUAGCCAUCCCAGGAUCUCAUGAUUCCUUCAGUUUCUACAUUGAUGAAGCCUCUCCAGUAGGGCCUGAACAGCCAGAAACUGUCCAGAAUUUUGUCUCUGUGUUUGGAACUGUGGCCAAAAAGCUGAUGCGGAAAUGGUUAGCCACUCAAACGAUGAACUUUACUGGUCAGCUAGGAGCCGGGAUUCGUUAUUUUGAUCUUCGAAUUUCCACUAAGCCCAGAGACCCCGACAAUGAGCUCUACUUUGCUCAUGGUUUGUUCAGUGCCAAGGUCAACGAAGGCCUUGAGGAGAUCAAUGCGUUUCUCACAGAUCACCGUAAGGAGGUUGUAUUCUUGGACUUCAACCACUUUUAUGGGAUGCAGAAAUACCACCAUGAAAAACUGGUGCAAAUGCUGAAAGAUAUCUAUGGAAAUAAAAUGUGCCCAGCAAUUUUUGCCCAGGAAGUUAGUCUAAAGUACCUCUGGGAGAAGGACUACCAAGUCUUGGUCUUCUACCACAGUCCAGUGGCUCUGGAAGUGCCCUUUCUCUGGCCCGGGCAGAUGAUGCCAGCACCCUGGGCCAACACCACAGACCCGGAAAAACUGAUCCAGUUUCUUCAGGCAUCUAUCACUGAGAGAAGAAAGAAGGGUUCGUUUUUUAUAUCUCAGGUGGUGCUGACCCCCAAAGCCAGCACUGUGGUCAAAGGGGUGGCCAGUGGCCUCAGAGAAACCAUCACAGAAAGAGCGCUGCCAGCCAUGAUGCAGUGGGUCCGCACGCAGAAACCAGGAGAGAGCGGCAUCAAUAUUGUCACUGCUGAUUUUGUAGAACUUGGUGAUUUCAUCAGCACUGUCAUAAAGCUCAACUAUGUCUUUGAUGAAGGAGAAGCCAACACUUGAUAGUGCCAUUUGGAGUGUCCACGCAUAAGACAGAGAAGACUCAUCGUGUUAGGCAUUUUAUCUAUAACCACUCUGAUCUUCCUAUUCCACUGAGUUUCUGAAGGGAUUAGGGCUGGUAGUGGGUGGGAAAAGGGGGAAGCCAUUUCUUCAGUGAUUAUAAUCAUAUUCUGCAUUACUAUAAAUAUUUCAUUUCUCAUUUGAUGAGCAAAAUUUAGUGUUAGGGAUAAAAAGACCAGUGAAUUUUGCUUUUCAAAAUUAGUCUUUGUAUCGUAAUACUUAUGAGUGUUUACUUGAUUGCGUUUCUGGUUUCAGCCUAAGGCACCUACACUGUCUGUAUUCUCUCGCUGAAUCUUUCUGCUCCCUCUAGUGCACUCUUUUUAGUCAGCUGCUGUGUGAGACUCCAAGCAAUUGAAUGCCCAACAUAACAUGUAUUACAUUGUUGUACUGAAUUUGUUUUGUGGGACUUGGUAAAUAUUCUGUAGUCAUCUGCAAUUGGACAAUCAUCACUAACUUUUGAUCAUGGAAAAUAUGCAUCCAAUCAGUUUCCCUGCAUCAGUAAUAUUGGAGACCAUAAUCAGUGAUUUUUUGUGUGUGAAAUAAUAGUGUUUCACAGUAUUUCUAUUUCAGGCAGCUAUAUGUAUAGAGUUAAAAAAAUUUUGGAAAAACUAUUUGUGCCAACUCCAUAGUGAAAAAUAGGGGGAGGGGACAUGAAUGCCAUUUUAAUUAAGGGAUAACUUAAAUAGAAUUGCCCUGCAAAUGUCCAAUAAAUAACAGUUGUGACAAGUGUGUUAAAAUCAGAAAACUCUGAAAAGAACUUUUACAAUUCAAUUCUCUCUGAAUGAUUUUCUUGAUUUGCUUUUUUUUUUUUAAGAAGAAAAAAAAGAAAUGAAUUAGUGUAUAUGUUUUUCUAACCAAUCGGAAUCCAAAUAUGCCAUCUUAGGUCCAAGAAUUUGAGGAAGAUAUUUCAAGAAACUUUGAUUUGAGUUUUCUAUGUGAAGUUGAAGAAGGGUGGUAGAAAGCAUUACAGCAAUGUUUUUGAAACUGUGCCCAUGAAAUCUCAAAGAUCCACAAACUGUCUCUAGGAGAUUGCUAAAUAGCUAUGACCUGCGCAGACUUAUGAAAAUCGACACUGCCUCACCACUUUAGAGCUCCCUUCUCCCCAGGGUCCAGAAUGAGACAGCUGCAAACGUAUCACAGAGAGUGUCUGCAGGCCAACAUUUGAUAGUCCAAUUCUAUGGGGAAGAAAAAUGAUAAUGCAGCUUUGAGCAUUGCUUCCUUCUUGGCAUCUUUGUGAAAUGUGACAACUCUAAAAUAAUCUUGGAAGAGCACAAUAACCUUUACCUGUGUUUCUCAUAGCCAUUGUGAGGCAUUUCACAAAUAUGCUGAAAUUAUUACAAUCAUGAAUUAUUCGUCUUCAUGUUUAGAGAUAAUCAUGUCUCAGUAGUUUCCUGGGAAAAUAUGGUCCAUACAAAGUGGGGCCACAGCGAAACAGAAGCAUGCCCUCUGCUUUUAAUUCCUUUAAAUGUAGGAUAUUUGGUUUAAUCUCUUAGACCUAGAAAAGGGGGAGUUGAUUUCAAGAAUAUGUAGGUGAAGGCUGUAGAUAAUAAAGAGUUGAUUAAAAGAUUAUAAAUACUCAUUAUCAGAAAAUAGUAUUUAUUAACAACUGCACAAGGGAAUAGAAAUUGUUUAUACUGAAGAGAAUGUUUAUGAGAAGUGUGUUGGUGUGUGUGUAGAACAACAAGUAGCAUGCAUUUUACACAUGGAAGAUAUGUUCUUUCCAGUUGUGUGUCUAUGUCUUGCCUAACGCAAUAUAUACCCACUUCUGUGCAGGCAGACAAAUACACAUAACAAAAAUACAGACAUGGACAAAAUCACAACUCUUCUUUUUGCAAGAAAACAAUGAUAAUAUUAAAUAAUUUAAUCUUCAGACUAACUCUUAAAACUGCAUAAAAUGAGUGAUAAGACCUCUGAAAGUAGAGUAUCUGAUCAUAUGCAAAUAUUUUUGUAAAAAUAGUCUAGCUUGGGACUUAAUUAUUUACAUAUAUAUAGUUUUUGUUCCACUUUCCCUUCCCUGGCAGUUUUAUUGUUUUUCUCUUUCACCUGCAAUUGAAUAUGAAUCAUUUUUAAAAGACUGUAGUAUCGACAUUCAUGUCCUGUAAACUUGCUUUUGGGGCAGAUUUUCUCUCUGACUAUUCAUUGUUCAUGCCUCAGGAGCAUGUUUAGCCAAGCACACUUGCCAUGAUGCAAAGAUUUAACUUAUAAAUAUAGCAGAAAACAGAUCUUUCAACAUGUUGAUGAAGAAUGAAUAAGAUACAAUGGUAACUAUGUUGUAUUUUUUUUAACUUAGAUGCUUUCUUGUAAUGUUUGCUUAGAUUAGCUUUGUCAUUUGGGUGCUGGAAAAAACAAACACUGAAGCAUUAGCCUAAUCAUGCAGAUUCUUACCAGAGAGAGCUUUAAUUAUUAUUAAUAUUACGCACACAGAAAAGUUGUUUGACAAAAGGUAUUUCAAGUCAAUGAUAUGGUUCCCUGUAUACAUAUGAUGCCUAUGUAGCAGACUCUGAGGGUAAAUGGACUUGCCUUAAUUUCUAAAGAGCAAACAAGUAGAGUGAGCCAUGCCCCUCCAGCUAAAAGAAGAGCUCACAAGGAAUGAUUCUUUCAAAAGGGCAAUGGGGAGAAGGUGCCUUUGGUUGACUUCUGUCCAUUGGCCCUGCACUGGAGCACCCUCAGGGAGCAGGCUGGGGCUUAAAUAAAGAGGUGGGGGUGAGGAUGAGUGAUAGGCAGUCAGAAUUUACCCUCCAUCUCAGCUGAGCAUUGUCUUUCCAGAUAGCUCACAGCACAAGGGCUACAUAUAAGUCCCAAGAUAGUAGGAGUUACAUCUUGGAACACAUUUUUCUUUCUUGUUCUUUCCAACUCGAUGUCACAAGUCCUGCCAGGCAAACAAACAAACAGAGAUAAGAUCCAGUUUUCACCCAAUCUACAGCAGGAAAUCUGAAGAGUAGGUGAGAUGAGGAAAUUAUGCCCAGAGUACCAUUUUUUGGCUUGCUCUCUUGUUUGUCGUUCUGAAGAACCACAGUGAUGAAUCCUCCUGCCAUUAUUAUUUCUGUCUACCUGAUCACUAUACAGUCAUGUGAACGCACAGAAUGAGGAAGCAUCUUUUCAAAGCCUUAGGAUAUUUUAUAUGAUGACCUCAAUCUUCACUUUUAGCCAUAUUGGGAAAAUUCACUUUUCAUGGAGUGCCACCUAACAGUGAAUGUAUUAGAGCAUGAAGUGUUUGGCAUUUCAUGCCUGUGUAUGAACACACUUGCAAACACACACACACACACACACACUUGGCAUGCACAUCUCUCACACAUACAUUGUUCACAUGCUAACUGCACUCUAAUUAUCAAUCUGAUCUUAUUUAACUCAUAAACAGUAUCUCCAGCACUAGUAGGCAUAAGCAUAAUUCAAAUAAUUAAAUAUUUAAGAGAAAAAAAUCACUGGAAACCCAAUGAAAAAUGAGAUCCUUAUAAAUAAGAAAUGCCUAACAGUAAGAGUCCAACCACAUUGUCGAUGACACUUCAAACUGGAGAAGCAAAAUUGGGCUUGAAGAAAAAUUACAAGCAAAUACGCAUCUUCAUUUAAAGUUGCUUUAAGUUAUUUGAGGUUCUGAUAUCUUUUAGCCAAGGUUACCUGUUCAGGUUCUCCCCUGUUAGGAUUCCAGUCUGGAAAAUUGGAAGUCUCAGGAAAUGCAUGUUUUCGUGAAUUUUUCAGUGCUACUGCUUUAGCGAUCCAAUGACACAAAAUCUUCUAACCUUUGGUCGCUCAUUGAAAUGAGAGCCCCACAGGUAGAGUGCUCGCAUUUUGAAUUGUUAAUAGAAAAUCAUGCAGUGUCCCUCAGGAUAUGCUAAACAAGGUUUUUAAAAGUAUUUUAUUUUAUAGCACUUUAGUCUUUUCAACUAGAUUUCAGUGACACAAUGGUGUAAAUGCUGUAUUUGCCAUAACUUAUUGGUGGCCCCUGUGUUACAUAGUCAUUUAAAUAAUGCUCUUAGUUGUUCAUUUUCCUAAUGACAAUGAUAAAAUGUUCUGUAGAAUUUGUAAAAAUGUGUUGACUGUCUGUUGAAAUUGUGUAACUUUGAUUUCAUUUGUGAUACUAUUUUGUAGGUAUUUGUUCUAAAUGUAUAUUUCUAUGAGUCAGAAGUAUGUGCCUAUGUGGUGUGUGUGUGUGUAAGUAUAUUGUAUCUUACGAAAAUCAAACUUAUCCUAAAAAAGGGCACAUAAUGACCAGUCUUAAUACAUUGCCAUUUUUUUGUUGUUGCAACUUAAGAUUCAAAUUUCAAGAGAAAUUAAGUUUCUGUUAAACAUGAUCUUUUGAAAAUCAGAUGAGGAAUGUGCUUUACAACUAUUACCAUUAGCACGAGUCCUGCUUGUGGAGCAUCCUGUGCUUUUCAAAGGUUUCCAAUGCCAAUGAAUUAAUGAACUUCAUUUUCAUACCAAAAAAAAUUCCUAAAUUCACAUUGCUUUCCAACAUCCACAUGGUUGAUGUGCCACUAAAGCUGUCCUCCAAACAUGCAACUCAUCUUGCUUGUAAGGAAAGGUUUCCCAUGAAAUUUUGUUGGAUCUUCUCAGUUAAAAUGAACUUCUCUAAUGCUGGGAGAGUCACUAAAGCCCCAUCAACAUUAGAUGGUUCCAACAAGGUACUCAUCUCAAAAAACAAGCCUAUAGAAACUCUUUUACCCCUUUGCCUACAUUCAAUUCAAAUAUAGAAAAGUCAUGACUAAAUGAAGGAUCUGCAUAGGAUUGACAUGCUCAAAGCAAAAACUUUUUAAUCUUAUAAGGGUUUGGGAUCUGGGGAUGAAAUCUUAAUUGAUCUUAUUACCUCUCUAUCUUUAAUUAUUUAUUUUCCAAAUUUAGGGUUACCAGAUAAAACAGGAUAUCCAGUGAAAUAUGAAUUUCAGAUAAAUAAUAAAUUUUUAGUGUAUCUCCCAAAUAUUUCAUAGGGCACUGUAAUACUAAAAAUUUCUCAUUGUUUAUCUGAAAUUCAAAUUUCACUGAUUGUGUUUUUUUUCCCCCUGUAUAUCAUGCCUCUCGUUUGUUUAGGUGACUUACCAACAAAGGGCGAGAUCCUUCCUCCUUUCAUGAGUAAAAUAUUGGUCCAUGACAAAUCUACAAGUACUUUAUGAAGGACCAAUUCAAAUAUAGAUGGAAUAAUCAAGGAAAUAACUUAAUGCCACCACAUUCAAAUUUCUCUCCACUGCCUGUUGUGAGGUUCCAGAGUAUACUGCCCCCCACACUAAUCCCUUAGAAGAAAAAAUGUGCUUCACAAUUUCCCAGGGUUUCCAUGAGCAAUCCAGUUUGUGGAGCAUCCUAUGCUUUUCAAAAGUUUUCAAUGCCAAUCAAUUUAUGAACUUCAUUAGCCUACAAGUAAAUUAAAUUCACAUUCAAGGUGCAGAGUAACCUCUAGUAAUCAUUUGAGUAACAUUUCCCACUAAUUGGAACAAGAUAUGCUCAUACAUUAAAAAUGCCCCUGGAGAGUGGUAGCACCUUCUAAGAAAAUUCAAUUUCUUUUCUCUUUGAGAAGUAACAAAAUAAGAUUCUAUUCCCCUUAUUCACAGCUGACCACAAAUUAUUUUUGGUUACAUUGGUCAUCUGUGGAAUUGCAGAAAAGCUGACGUAGAAAGUCACUCUUGUUUGACAGAAAAAGGAGAAAGCAUUGUUAAGUCACAGGUCUGUGUGUCUCCUCUGGGAAUGAGUGGGACUGGGAGAGACAGGGGUAGAAUGUGGACCCUGACAAUGAAGCAAGGACCUGACAGACUUGCCAAAACCAGUUAUUAUAACCAGCAUUUUUUGGGAGAAACUGAAAGUCUAAGACAACCCAGAGUAAGAACAAUGAGCUCCUGUAAGGCCAGUUUCUAGAACAGUUUGCAGAAGACAGAGCUAUGGUGGAAUGCCUAAAAUAAAGUCUUCAAAUACUGUCACCUCCAACAGUGAAUCUUUGACACAGGCUGACUGUGGAUGGAGUUUGGGGACAUUUUUGGCACCUACAUCUUCUCUUGAAAUUCCUGUGUUAAGAAAAUCCAAAUCCCUUAAUAUAACAUUUUCAUUUCGUGGCCCCAUAUUCACAUAUUUGUGUUGAUUUGCUUCAUUUCCAAAGAUGAAAAUUUGCAGAACUGGUGACAUUUCCUUCAUUAAACACCAGAAAUUCACCAGAGGGAGACAGAUCUGUGCCUUCUCUUUUUAGGAUCUGGUCAUUGAUAUGUUAAUAAAUGUGAUGUAAACAAAAUAUAUGACUAUGGUUCUGUUUAGUAUAUGUGAAUUUUUUUGAUAAGAUUGUGUUCUUAAUGUAACAAAGUUUCUUUGUAUUCAGUGAAAUGCCUAAUAAAGUCUUGG